Caenorhabditis elegans is the source of this 966-nucleotide messenger RNA. It is a transcript of the gene srx-76, whose product is annotated as 7TM GPCR serpentine receptor class x (Srx) domain-containing protein. Lineage: Eukaryota; Metazoa; Nematoda; Chromadorea; Rhabditida; Rhabditidae. The coding region runs from base 1 to 966 and encodes 321 amino acids. The record is from RefSeq and is marked reviewed. The transcript is spliced from 7 exons.
AUGAACAAUUCGGAGGAAGUGUACAACUUUAGAACAUGGCCCAAUACAGUUGCUUCAAUUUUAAUGACUAUUAAUGUCAUUUUUGGAAUUUUGUUGAGUAGUUCGAUUGUCUUUAUAUAUCUAGUUGAUCAUAAUGAAAAAACUUCCUUCAAUUUAAUGUGUGCAAUGCGAGCUUUCAAUAAUAUUAUGGUUAUGAUUACUUCAUUUGUUCUUGUCUACAUUCCAACAACUAUUUUGGGAUACAACUUAUUACCAGCAUGGCUUGAAUCCAUUUUGAUUUGUUCCAGCAUCAAUUUUUACAUGUAUAAUGAAUUUCAAAGUAUUUAUAUCUCGAUAAAUCGUUUCAUUGCAAUUUAUUUUCCACAUCAUUAUAAUAAACUUUGUGGAUAUACUGCAACCGCUUUUAUAAGUACCUUAUUGUAUGCUGAUCGAUUGCGUAACAUUUCUAUUGAAACUUAUCUUCGAACUAGCAAACAACAAUUUAUAAUAUAUUCUUCUCAAUAUUUAAUGUUCUCUUCAAUGGAUGUUUCCGGUGGUGGAAUCGUUAUAAUGGGUGCCCUAAUGUUUGGUAUAGCGUUAUUCGCCAAUUUAAUGACAUUUAUCAGAAUAUCGUUAUUUUACUUGAAAUCAAGUAUGAGAGAUAGUCGUGAAAGCCGAGGAAGUGUAAGGAAAAAUAUGAAACUAUUCUUCCAAACUGUAAUUCAAGAUGUUUUAUUUUUUAUUGAUAACUUGUUUACUUUCAUUUUACUAACCUUGAUCGAACAUCGUUUUUGGUAUUUUAUUUGUGCAACCUUUGUCUGGCAAACAAUGCAUGUAAUUGAUGGAUUUGUCAUGAUAAUGUUCAACGACCGAUUAAGUUUUCUGAAAAUUACACUUUUUGCAAGUUCACCAACACAAUUGAGUGUAGUAGAAGUUAGUUCGCAAAGAUCACCGGCAAGAAGAGCACCAAUAGUAAUUGUGAGCUGA